AUGUCUUCCUAUCAUAAAUACUUGUUAGAGAGAACACAUCAAGUAAAAGCAUUAUUACAACAAAUAGAACAAAAGAAAUCAAAUGCAAGAGCAUUUCAAUCACUACCAAGACACUUGAGAAGAAGAACAAUGAGUACGAAUGCCUAUCGUGUACCACUACACAUUAGACAACGUGCUAGAAGUGAAAUGGAAAAGUCGGCAAAGGGUGGACCAUCAGAGUCGGGUUCGUUUAUUCGUGCUAAAAAGGUGGUACAUCGAAAAGCAAAGAGAAGACCUCCUUACAUUCAAAAAGACUUUGUUCGAAGACAACGUGUCAACAAAUGGUUGGAAACUCAUAUUUGGCAUGCAAAGAGAAUGUUUAUGACAAAUAUAUGGCGUUAUAGAUUGGCUGUCAAACCAACUGCAAAGGGUAGACGUUCGGUUAUUCGUGCAUCAAAUUCAUUGUCUACUGUUUGUGAUAGAUCCUAUAUGGUUUGUCUAGAGAUUACUGGCUCGGAAUCUUCAAUCGCUGCAUUAUUCAAGACAAUGACUCCACCCGAUUCUCUAUCAGUCAAUAGUCGUACCUAUAUCAAUGGUGAUCGUGAAGGUUCAAUCGAUUUAUAUUAUCCAAAUCGUUAUCCAUUUCAUUUUAUUUGUCCAUCACAAUUUCAUUGGAAACCAUCAACAACAAACGAAAAAGAACAAGUAGAAGAAAACGAAUCAAGACAACUUUGGUUAUGGAUUCAUCCAUCUUCAAUUCUUGAUAUUCAAUCCAUUUUACAAAAUCAAUCAAAAGAACAUAAAAUUUCAAUUAAAUCAUUACAAGAUAAAUUACAAAGAUUCGAAUUAACAGGAGCUAAAUGUAAUAGUGCUUUACAUUCAGUACUUGUACCAAUCGAUAUUGAUGGAAAUAAUAAUAAUAAUAAUAAUUCAAUGAAAGGAGCACAUUCUCUUUGGAAUUCUUUAAAACAAUUACGAUCAACAGCCACCCUUCCAACUAGUGUCAUUUUAGGAUUGACUGUAUUGGAUCCACGUUUGGUUUGCCAUGUACCUGAAUCUAUUGCUCAAUGUGUAGAUUCGGUUGCUAAACCACCAUUGUCAAAGGAGGAACAACAAAAAGCAACAAUAACACAACAGGAAAUCAAUAGAUUGAUUGUUAAUUGGUCAUCUCAAAAAGUUUCCUAUUCUCCCAUUUAUGAAGAGUCUAAAAGAUUGGAAAUGUCAAAAAAUAUUGAAAAGGUUUCAAGUGUUUAUCAAAGAAGAAAAAAUCCAUUCGCCAUUAAAAAUAAUACAAAUAAUUAUUCAACUCCAUCAAUUUUAUUAAUUCAAAGGGAUGGUGGAUUGUCUAGAGGAUAUGGUAGUGGAUUUGAUAUUAUUAUUCCAGAAGGAUGGGGACAAGCAUUUUGGUUGUCAUUGGUGUAUAGUGGGUCGUGGGCAAUAGGAUUACAAAAUAGAGAUGAAAUGUUACUCGAACAAGGCAUACCAUCCUAUCCUAGAGACUAUCCAGAUUCAAAUGCCUACAAGGAAUAUCAUCAAGCAAUCGAAAAUGAUAAAUUGGAGAAAUACAAGAGAACUCCAAGUGGAAAAAGACCAAACUAUAUUCACAACCAAGUUUAUUUCCCAUUUAAUCCAAAUUGGAAUUGGAUUUUAGAUUUGGAUAAUCAAGACAAUGAAUCAUUCUAUCAACAACUUAAUAAUGAUAAAGAUGAAGAGGUAUUGAUUAAAAAAGAAAAGUUACAACAACAAGAAACAAGUGUUACUUUGGAAAAUCAAAAGAAAAAGACAAAGCUUACAAAAACAGAUACAACUCCAAAAAAGGCAGAGGAAGAAGAAUUUAUCAAACAUACCAUCAACAAGGCAUCACCAUAUUUUGUAUAUAGAGGUAAAUCUGCAUUAUCAAUAUUAAAUCUUAAACUUCCAUCAAUUAUGAAAAAUUAUGAUUCUAAAAUUAAAAAAGAUUUAUAUAAAAGAGGAUUGGUGAGAGUGUCAGUCAAGAUGUUGUAUGGAGGACGUCCAGUAAUGAAUUCAGUCAUUUAUGCACCAAAUCAAAAAGAUUUAGAGUAUCAAAAGAAAUGUGAAUUCUUUAGACAUUCUCCAUCGCCACCUUUGGAAUACAAAGAUGCCAAUGAUAUACCAUCAAAUGAAAUUGAACUCAAGGAAAAUAGUACUAGAACACCAAUUGGAUAUAUUGUAUCGGGUGACCAAUCACUGAUUAGAGGUGUUGGACAAGGUAUUGGUUAUUGUUCUGCAUAUAGUUUUAUCAGACUAGAAAAGAAUGCCAUCAAUGUAAAUCUAUCACCAAUCGGUUUUGCAUUUGUCCAAAUACCAACAUCAUCUACAUUGUAUCCUGUCAUUUUAACUAUUCAACCAUAA
Messenger RNA from Cavenderia fasciculata, 2352 nucleotides. RefSeq names its product RNase P protein subunit (gene pop1). NCBI's taxonomy places the organism in Eukaryota, Evosea, Eumycetozoa, Acytosteliales, Cavenderiaceae. Gene Ontology annotation, cellular component: nucleolar ribonuclease P complex; ribonuclease MRP complex. The record is from RefSeq and is a predicted model, not a curated record. Gene Ontology annotation, biological process: tRNA 5'-leader removal. The coding region runs from base 1 to 2352 and encodes 783 amino acids. The transcript has 5 exons.